UGAGCCAUCACUCUUAACUCCGGCUCGGGCUUUUGAGGCAUUCUUGGUCAAUUUGUGCUAGAAAGUCAAGCAUCGUUGAGCCAUCACUCUUAACUCCGGCUCGGGCUUUUGAGGCAUUCUUGGUCAAUUUGUGCUAGAAAGUCAAGCAUCGUUGAGCCAUCACUCUUAACUCCGGCUCGGGUUUUGAGGCAUUCUUGGUCAAUUUGUGCUAGAAAUCAAGCAUAGUUGAGCCAUCACUCUUAAAUCCGGCUCGGACUUUUGAGGCAUUCUUGGUCAAUUUGUGGGGCCAGAUUUAUUUAUCGAGGGAAACGCAGCAGCUGAGAACUCGUCAUUACGAGACGGUCAGGGCUUCUCUGAUUCGCUUCUCGUUUCGUAUUCUACGGAUGUACAAGUGGACAUUGUCGAGCUCACCCUACGUGCCUUAAGUAUGUAUCGACGACAGUGUCAACCCCAUCUCAGAAGGAAGUCUGUACUGCUGCUCAUGAGCGGAGCGACCACUAUGAAAUCUGGAAGACGAUGCCAGAAGCAGUGCUGAUGAGACCAGGGGGAUCGCGGUGGCCACAUACUCGUUCUCAGCGAAGUGUCGAUGGAAAAGAAGAGCGGUUCCAUCUGGCUAUCUUCGAUUCGUCAUCUUCGAGACGUGAUUACAAGCGUCCGGAGUUCAGAUGAGAGUUUGAAGACCGACGGUUCAAAUCACGCGCAGGUUCCAGAAGAGGGUUCCGACGCACGUGCAACUGAGACGACAUCUAUGUUCGCCAAUCGCAUCAAUGACGAACUGUUUGUGCUGUACGCACCAUCGGAUGGACUGCCUCACAACAUGGAGAUAGUAUUUGUGCACGACCUAUAUACCCAAGGCUCUAGAGAUGCGUGGAGGACGACAUGGACCAACGACGAUGGCACAUGCUGGCCGAGAGAAUUCUUGGGAAAAAAGUUCCCGAGAUCUCGUAUCUUAGCGGUGUCUUAUGAUGCUUGUGUAAUUACGAAUAGUACCCAGGGCCGAAUGGACUCCUUGUCCAUUGUUGCAGAAAAUCUGAUGGUCAACUUUUUCCUUAGAAGUAGCAAUGUUGGGCAGACAAACAACUGCCCAGUUGUCUUCGUCGGGCAUGGUCUGGGCUGCUUCGUCAUUAAGAAUCUAAUGCUCAAAGCGUGUGAGCACUACAAGGAGAACAACGACGAAAGGAGGAAAUUGUUAGAAAAUGUACGUGGCUUUGUGUUCUAUUCUCCUUUCAACUCCGGAGUCCAAUGGGAUCUCUAUGCGAAUGAGUCUGGUCAAAGUAACUCACUAACGGACUCCUUAAGACCACACAAUGCGGAACUGAGUCGACUCAACGAAGCUUUCGCAAGCCUUCGACGCCGUAUGCAGGAGAGGCGGAACUCAAGGAAUUUGUGGACGGUGUUGACAAUCUGCGAGUCACAUGAAACAGCAUCAAGCAGCCGUGGCCGCUCGCAAAGAUCAGGAACCUUUGUUACAGAGGCAACGGCCAGAUUCGAUUGCGAACAAUUCCGAUUUGGAGUUGGUGACCAUUUCGGAGUCUGCAAACAUCAGUCAACAGGAGACGUUGGAUAUCAAUGCGUCGAAAAUUGGCUGGAUUCUAUCCUGAAGAGUCAAAGAAAGCCUACUCCCUAUUCCAUGCCCAAAUUUCUUCCCCGCGAGCCGUUCAUGGACCCUUCUACUGACAAACUCCCUUCCUACAAUUCCGGAGAAUCCGUUCUCAAGUUUUUGUCAGACAUUGAUACAGGACAGGACUAUGAAGCAGCCGUUCUAAAGUUUUUUCCAGACAUUGAUUCACCAAAAGAACAGGCGUAUGAAGCAGCCCUUCUCAAGCUUUUUUCAGACUUUGAUUCACAAAAAGAACAGGAGUACAAAAAAUAUUUCCGCUGACCGGUUUCAACGUGGACACACCUCGAUUAGGGUGACAAAGGACUACUAUACAAGGCGCACACCCCUCCGGCAAGCACAGAAUGUGAACCCAAUAACGACUUUCCUUGUCAUCCAGGGAGAAGCUAUCAUGGUCGAGGGCCAUUGCUAUGCUUGUAAUGUUGUACCAAUCGCUUUGUUUAAGAUUCGUGGGAUGAGGCUAGGGUGUCAAAUUGUCUAGGAAUGAUGUAAAUAUAUCCUGCAGUGAAAUGCAGGUGCGAGUCAGAGGGUAGUGUUUUGAAGAACUAGCCGGUCGCAUGUAUCGAUGGCAAUAAAAAUAAAUCUAUCUUUAUACAG
This is a messenger RNA of Marchantia polymorpha subsp. ruderalis, 2215 nucleotides long. Lineage: Eukaryota; Viridiplantae; Streptophyta; Marchantiopsida; Marchantiales; Marchantiaceae. The record is from the annotation of a GenBank genome assembly.